AUGGACACCACAGGCCCUUUGGCUCCGGGACUGUCAGAGCUGUUGGGCCAGAGCACACACUCAGGCACCCGCGCUCCCCGAGCCAGAGACAAGAACAUGCUGAGCAGCACUGCGGCAGCUCAGACCUUAGCCAGUGUCAUUAAGCCUUGCUACGGUCCCCAUGGGCGCCAGAAGUUUCUGGUGACUGCUAGGGGAGAGACAGUCUGCACCGGCUACGCCGCGGCCAUUCUCAGGGCUUUAGAGCUGGAACAUCCCGCGGCCUGGCUCCUCCGUGAGGCAGCUCAGACCCAAGCUGAGAGUAGGGGUGACGGCACAGCCUUUGUGGUCCUCCUGGCAGGAGCCCUACUUGAGCAGGCAGAGCUUCUGCUGAGGGCCGGCCUGCCGCGCCCGCAGCUCCGCGAGGCCUAUGCAACAGCUGCGGCAGAGGUCCUUGCCACAUUGCCCUCCUUGGUGGUCCGAUCCCUGGGUCCUUUGGAGCACCCCUAUUGGGCCCUCUACACUGUGAUGAAUACCAACACUCUGUCCCAGACGGACUUCUUGACCAAGUUAGUGGACCGGGCAUGUUGGGCUACCAGGGAUCUGGAUGGGACCUUUAACCCGGAGCGCAUUGGUGUGUGUACACUGCGCGGAGCCACACUGGAGGACUCUUGUCUGCUCCCAGGACUGGCAGUGGCCGGGAAGCCCUGUGGACAAGUAACCAGGGUAUUAACAGGUGCCAGGGUAGCUCUGUUUGCCUGCCCCUUUGGCCCAGCCAGUCCAAAUGCACGAGUAACUGCUCGUCUCUCUAGCACUGAUGAACUAACUAAAUUUCGGAAAGGAAGAGAGCAAUUGGUAGAAAACCAGGUAACCCAGCUGGUAGCUAUGAAUAUUAAUGUGGCAGUAGUGUUGGGGGAAAUAGAUGAGAAGACCCUAACACGAGCAGAUAGGUCUGGCAUCAUGGUGGUUCAGACCAAAUCUCGAAAGGAAAUGGGAUACCUGAGUGAGGUGUUGGGCACACCUUUGCUGCCUUACCUGAUUCCUCCUCUGGUGCCAGGGAAGUGCCAGAAGGUCUAUGGACGGGAACUGGGAGAAAGUUUGGCUGUAGUAUUUGAAUGGGAUAGUCCAAGCACACCUGCCCUGACUUUGGUCCUCAGGGGGGCCACGACUGAGGGGCUACAGGGUGCAAAGCAGGCUGCCUACCAGGGAAUUGAUACCUAUUUCCAGCUGUGCCAAGAUCCCAGACUCCUUCCAGGGGCUGGGGCCACAGAGAUAGCUCUGGCUACAAUCCUUUCUGAAAAAGGACGCAAACUGGAAGGGCCUAGUGGUCCUGUAUUCCUAGCCUUUGCCAAGGCCCUAAGGUCUCUUCCUGAAGCCUUGGCAGAGAAUGCAGGAUUAGCUGUAGCCGAUGUGAUGGCAGAAAUACAUGGAGCUCACCAAGCUGGGAAUUUCCUCACAGGAGUGGGAGAAGAAGGGAUAAUAAAUGUGUCUCAGGAGCAGGUGUGGGACACCCUCAUGGCCAAAGCGCAAGGAAUUCGAGUGGUGACUGAUGUAGUGCUACAGCUUGUAACUGUAGAUGAAGUUGUAGUGGCCAAGAAAAGUCCCGCACAACAGCAGGACUUGAAUUCUGAUUUUAAAAAGGCAAAGAAAUGCCCAUCUCUUAUGAGAAAAAACAUCUUUGGAAUGAAUAAGUAG
Messenger RNA from Orycteropus afer afer, 1671 nucleotides. RefSeq names its product chaperonin containing TCP1 subunit 8 like 2 (gene CCT8L2). Bases 1 to 1671 code for a protein of 556 amino acids. Gene Ontology annotation, biological process: protein folding. Gene Ontology annotation, cellular component: chaperonin-containing T-complex. The record is from RefSeq and is a predicted model, not a curated record. Gene Ontology annotation, molecular function: ATP-dependent protein folding chaperone; ATP binding. NCBI's taxonomy places the organism in Eukaryota, Metazoa, Chordata, Mammalia, Tubulidentata, Orycteropodidae. The transcript has a single exon.